AGUUAUGUCAAAUCCAGCUGAUCAACACCAUCUGCCGAAAGUAUUGCAAAGUAUAAAUGAAAUAUCUGUUAACACGCUGGGAAUGAAUGAUUCGUAUUUAUUAUUGUAUUUGGUUUUGUUGCUCUUAUGAAAUCUGCUGUUUCAGCAGUUCGAUUUCUUUUUCUUUCGAAAAGUUCCAAGAAUUGUUCUGUUGUUAGCAUUCGGCAGUUGACAGUUGGCAUGUGUUGAUGUGUUGUGUCGAUGCAUCCGUACAUCACGUCAAACCGAGGCGAUACCGUGUACCGAAAAUAUUGAAAGUUAUCAAAAUUCCAAUAAAUUAUGGAUAGUUUGUGGCGAAAGGAAGCGAAUCGUGUCGAAUCGUUGUAUAUCAAUCUCUUCAAGUCCACCGAUAGCCAAUUCGUUGACGAAACCAAAAAAUGGGAUGAACAUGUGCAAACUCUCAAAUCAAAACACAGUGAAGUGCCGGCCAAAAACAAUGAAAAGUCAUCCGAACUGAUUCGCAAAGGUAGUGAACUAUUUUGCAACAAACAGUUUUACCAUGCAAUGGAAUUGUACACCAAAGCAUUGUGUUACGCUGAAGUCGGCACGGAAAAUGAGUCAAUGGCAUUUGCGAGUCGAGCAAAGUGUUUUUUCUACAUGAAAAUGUACCAGCAAGCGAUGACAGACAUUGAACUCGCACUCGAAGCCAACUGCCCCGCAGAAAUGAUUGUCAAAUUGGAAAAAUUGCGAGCCGAUUGCCGAAAGGUAGUGAUAUCAAAUUCGAAUGAACUGACAGAGCCAAAGCGGAGCUUCACAGACGAUCGGAAUUUUCCAUGCAUUGCCAACACAUUGACAAUCACCAACAAUACUCAAUUUGGACGUCAUUUAGUAGCGAAAUGUGAUAUCGAUGUGGGGCAAAUGGUGUUGAUGGAGCAAAGUUUUGCAUCGGUCGCAAAGUCCGAUGAGCAAAUGACAUGCUACAAUUGUUUGACAGAAGUGGCCAAUUUCAUCGCGUGUUCAAAAUGCUCCGAUGUGGUUUUUUGCAGCAACAAAUGUUUGGAAGAGAAUCUUGUGCACCAGUUGGACUGCAACACACCGUACCAUCGUAUGCAUUGCAAGGCAAAAUUCACCAUUCAAACGAUUUUAAUUGCAGUCGCAGCAUUCCCGAACAUCGAUGAUUUGAUUGAAUGCGUUGAAGCCGGCGAAAAAGAUGACGUUUUGCCCGAAUCUAUUACGGACUUACAAUCAAAAUAUCGACUGUAUUUGAGGCUGAAAAAGUUACCACUGAAUGCGAAUGUUGUGCUAGACGUGUAUAAGCUGUUCAAAAGCAUCAUGAUUAUUCCAUCCAUCGAACGAGCAUUCGAUUCAGAGGGAAAACAACGAUUUUUGAUGCAUUUGAUACUGCAUCACUUGGCCAUCAAUGUAACAAACGCAACCGAAAGUGAAUACACCGCCUCAAUCGGCACCGUUUUGUCACUGCUCAAUCACUCGUGCGCUCCGAAUCUCUACAACUAUUCCGUUGACAAUCGAAAAUUCUGCGUCACAAUUCGACCGGUGAAAAAAGGUGAACAACUCUUCAUUAGCUAUUUGGGACCAGAUGACGAGCAAACGGCAAAGCAGCGACAGCAUUUACUCAAAACCAAAUGGAAUUUCGAAUGCAAAUGCGAUAAAUGUGAACCGCGCGGUCAAAUCGCUGACAGUACGAAAAUGAAAUUGGAUCCAUGCUUCAAGUUUAUUCAACGCACCUUCAAAACGGAUCAAGUCGACAAUAUGAACACAUCGGCUGUCAAGAAGAAAUGUAUCAAAUUUCUUACCAAGUACGGACACUUGCCAUUUUCAAAUGAACUGAAAUACAUUUCUGAUAUUUAUACGACAUUGAUUUAGAGUAUGUUUAACAAUACGUAGAAUGAUACGAUUUUCUUGUAGUUUAACAUCAUUGUGAUGCAAAAUCUUUAGAAAGAGUUACCUCAUUCUUGUUAAAUGACGACAAUUGAUUUACGACAAUUUCAUUGUUUCUAAAUGUUAAAAUAAACGAAUAUUAUGACAAUUUAAUGGA
Molecule: messenger RNA, 2035 nt
Organism: Sitodiplosis mosellana (orange wheat blossom midge)
Lineage: Eukaryota; Metazoa; Arthropoda; Insecta; Diptera; Cecidomyiidae
Product: histone-lysine N-methyltransferase SMYD3-like
Exons: 1
Coding region: 319-1863 (514 amino acids)
Molecular function (GO): protein binding
Source: RefSeq, a predicted model, not a curated record